Molecule: messenger RNA, 1215 nt
Organism: Exophiala dermatitidis NIH/UT8656
Lineage: Eukaryota; Fungi; Ascomycota; Eurotiomycetes; Chaetothyriales; Herpotrichiellaceae
Exons: 1
Coding region: 270-758 (162 amino acids)
Source: RefSeq, a predicted model, not a curated record
CGUACCUGUCCGGGGGUGAAUACCAGUUAGGUGGUGACGUCGACUAUUGGCUCGUUCGGGAGAAAUGUACAGGGAGCAAUGCGCCUAUCUCUGGCCUUAGGAGCCCCAAUUUUUUGGCUCGUGCAGGCACCGCGGGGGCCUAGGGAGGCAUGGUAAGCUGGCAGAUCAUCGACCAGCCCUGACCUGGUGCCUGAAAAUCUUCUUCGUAUGUUUCAAAGAACAACCUACUAGGAACACAAGCAAACGAGUGAACAAGAACUUUCGAUACAAUGUCAGUCGAAGAAUCAUCCACGAUCCAAGACGCGCAGUCGGAUUCUCUACGACCAAUUCACACCUACCAUUGCCUAUGUACCAGCGUCGUUCUCGCCACUACACAUGAACUCGAAACACUACCUCAUCGCGCCUCGCCUGUCCAGGACAACGCAUUGAUUCUUGCCCCUCCAGUCGAAGUCACUGUGUCCGAUGAUGAUUUACGGAAAAAUGUCAAACCAGCAUCCUCUUUCCUGGUGAACACCGUCCCGGACCGCAGACCUGUAAUUGUACGGCGGGAAGAUGGCUUUGAAAAGAGAAUGCUUCUUAGAUGUGGCAGAUGCAGGCUGGUCUUAGGAUACAAACUGGAUGAGGCACAUUUCGAGAAGUCGGCGCCAGAAGCCAGUCCAGUCUAUCUGCUACCCGGUGGCAUGCUUAGCACUAACGACAUGGCAAGCAAAAGAAAGGCACAAGUUCCUGCAUGGGCGGAGCGGAUAGGAGGAGAUUGAUACAACUCGAGUUGGAAAAGCGGCUUUUACUGAAUUUUGUCAUGUUCAUUCAAGAUACCCCCAAGCGAAGCACACAGGCGGAAAUACCUUCCAAUGCACUGGUGUGUAAUUCUCAAGCUUUCAAGACCUUCGCCGGCCAAAGCAUUUCACGCCAACAAAACCAUGCAUUGCUCCCUGCGCCCAGAAACCAUACGCUCGUAAUCAAGAUCACAACGCGGAGCCAUAACCCAGUGCAUUCAGUUCGCUAGGAUCGUCCGGACGAGUUCCAUGUAGUUGAUCUCUCCACUGCUGGUGUCGACGGCCUUCAAUAACUCAUCGACCUCUUCAUCGCUCAUCUUCUCGCCCAGAUUGGUAAGGAUGUAUCUUAACUGGCCCACUCCGAUGAAUCCAGUCAUGUCUUUGUCAAAAACUUGGAAUCCGCGACAGUACUCUUCGGGUUCGCCUGGGUCUCUGAAGC